UUUGGGCACAUCCUUCAUCCUCUUGCCAGGUGUCACAGGCAGACGUGGAUUGGCAGCAAGUACAGUGCCGGUUGUACAGUGGAAAACACCCAAUGUAUGGUGCUGGAGGGGCGAGGGGAUGACUGAAGGGAAUUCCAUUCCCAGGCCAUGCCGCUCCAGCCUCCACCGAUCCCCUCUCUCGAUCAACUGGAUUGGUAAGCCACUUCCAAAAUGUUCCGUGACUACUGCAACCCCACCUGCCAGACGCAGUAGUGAGCAAGGUGCUUUCAGAUGGGCAGGGGCCCGGGUCGGCCACAGUCAGCCCACCGGCAAGAGGUACAAAAGCCCCUCAUCCCAGCCCUGGAAAGGCAUCAUUUUUCAUCUCUUUACUCAAACCGCUCCGUUUUUGCAAGCUCUUUAUUGCCAACUACUCACAUGUACACGCUUUCGCCAGGCUCCCGCGCAUCGCUGGUUUCGCGCGACUCGUCGAUCACGCUGUGCACGUACCGCCAGGAGGAGCUGCGCGCUCAUCCUGAGGUGCUCCGCAUCAUUAUGCAGUAUCCGCAGAUCCGGGGCACCCGCCCCGCCUCGCUGCCCAGACACGCGGUCCCGCAGCCACGCAGUCUACGCCAGCCACAGCUGAGCCAGCCACAGCCACAGCCCCAGCAGAGAGCUCCCGACCGCAUGGUGCUGCUCCGGAGGCUGCGCAGUAAACUGAUUCGGACCAAGCCCACGGGACCGCGCCAGGCAACCGAGAUCUAGGUCCGCCUUGUGCAUAGAGCCAUACACCAUCUGUACUAUCUCCCAACCACCCCCUUUGUUCUUCCCAAUUUACAUAGCCUGUCAAAAAAGAACGUAUGUCUGAUAACAUAAUACAUUGAAACGAGACAUGGAAAAAUAGGUUUUAAGAAAGAAGGAAAAAGAACACGGGUUGGGAUGAGCGUUUGGGAGGGGAGCAGAAGAGAGCUUUGCAAAAUUAUUUACAGCCACGGAUGAUUCUGAUGCUGCGC
This is a messenger RNA of Linderina pennispora, 989 nucleotides long. RefSeq lists its product as uncharacterized. The coding region runs from base 119 to 622 and encodes 167 amino acids. The record is from RefSeq and is a predicted model, not a curated record. The transcript has a single exon. NCBI's taxonomy places the organism in Eukaryota, Fungi, Kickxellomycota, Kickxellomycetes, Kickxellales, Kickxellaceae.